AUGGCGACGGAGCAGAGCUUCUCCACGGACGUGCUGGUGGAGAUCAUACGGAAGCUGCCGCCAAGCAGCCGCCGGCGGGCACGCCUCGUCUGCCGGCGCUGGCGAGACGCCGUCAACGAGCGCACCACGGAGAUGGAGAGCCGACCCAUGCCCCUGAUCUGGGGCGACGGGGUGGCCUACGUUAUCCGCGACCUCUCGUCAGAGUCGCUCUGGAGGACGAAGCUACCCACCGCCAGCCACCGCUCCUACCCGGUUGGCACCUGCAACGGCCUGCUCUGCAUCUGCUACAACGAGGCGCGGGCCGGCGGCGCCCUCACCGUGGCCAACCCGGCCACCGGCGACACGAUGCGUCUCCCGCCGCUGCCGUGCGCCGGCGUAUUCGCCGGCCGCCGCGGCUACGAGCGGUGGGACGCGGCGUACAGCUUCGCGUACCACCCGACCACGGGGAGGUACAAGGUGGUGCACGUUCCCUGCAGCUAUGACCGGCUCUGCGACUUCACGACCGUGCAGGUGCUCACACUGGGGGAGACGGCGUGGCGGGAGGUGCCGCCCCCCGCCGGUGGCGCGAGGUGCGAUCUCGCCGCCGGCGUCGUUAGCGUCGACGGCGUAACGCACUGGGUAAACGUCGGCGGUGACACUAGGAUUGUGUCGUUUGAUCUCGACGCCGAGUGUUUCGCCUCCGCCGCCACGCCGCUGCCCCGUCUGCCCGACAAGUAUAGGAAAUACCACCUGACGGAGAUGCACGGGAGGCUGGGUUUUGUCAUCCUGCCCGACGUGUGGGUUUUGGAGCCGGGGCCGCAACCAUGGAGCCUUCGGUACAAGCUUCAUGUAGGUGUCCCACGGCCGCAUUUCGUCUUUGCAGAUUGCGUCCUUACAAGGCGCAACGGGUUGGGAUUCUUUGGACAUAGGCCAAAGAGCACACCGCCGUCGAGCUGGAAGAUAGAACGGGAAGGCGUGGUACGGGUCGAGCAUGGAGACCAUGGGACACUGGUCGCAAAGAUGAUAGGCCGCUAUGACUACUUUGAUGGGGACUGGUACCGGACGCUCAACUACGUCGAAACCCUAGAGCUGCUCAGUGUUUACGCCUCAAAUUAA
Messenger RNA from Lolium perenne, 1095 nucleotides. Its product is annotated as F-box protein At1g11270-like. Gene Ontology annotation, molecular function: protein binding. The record is from RefSeq and is a predicted model, not a curated record. Lineage: Eukaryota; Viridiplantae; Streptophyta; Magnoliopsida; Poales; Poaceae.